GCGUGCUGACCCUGGACCUAACCACUGAGUUGCUCUCUCUCUCGCUCGCUCUCCCUCUCUCUCUCACUCUGUGUGAGCGAGGACAGCAAGGCGAAAGGGGACCGCUCAUUCCAACACACGGCAGUCCUCCAUGGCUAUGUGCAACGGAGACGGCAAGCUGCAGAUCAGCAGUGCGGAGCAGAAUGGGUCAUACGAAGGAGCCGUGGCCAUCCUGGAUGCUGGCGCUCAGUAUGGCAAGGUGAUUGACAGACGGGUGCGAGAGCUGUGCGUACGUUCUGAGAUCCUCCCCUUGGAGACCCCUGCCUUUAAUAUUAGAGAACAAGGAUACAGGGCAAUAAUCAUUUCAGGGGGGCCUGCCUCUGUGUAUGCAGAAGAUGCACCACGGUUUGACCCCGCUAUAUUCACUAUAGGAAAGCCUGUCCUAGGGAUUUGCUAUGGAAUGCAGAUGAUGAAUAAAGUUUUUGGUGGCACAGUGCACAAAAAAUGUGUAAGGGAAGAUGGCGUGUUCAAUAUUGGGGUGGACAACACAUGCUCCCUUUUCAGAGGCCUUCAGAAGGACGAAGUGGUUCUGCUGACGCAUGGAGACAGCGUGGAUAAAGUGGCUGAUGGCUUCAAAGUUGUGGCGCAAUCAGGAAAUAUCAUUGCUGGUAUUGCCAAUGAACAGAAGAAACUGUAUGGAACUCAGUUUCACCCGGAGGUCGACUUGACAGAGCGCGGCAUGGAGAUGCUUCGCAACUUCCUCUUUGAGAUUGCGGGGUGCACAAGUAACUUUACUGUACAGAACCGCCAGCAGGCCUGUAUCAGUGACAUCAGAGAAAAAGUUGGCAAGUCCAAAGUGCUGGUGCUGCUUAGUGGCGGUGUCGACUCAACGGUGUGCACGGCCCUCCUCAACAAAGCUUUGAACCAGGACCAAGUGAUUGCAGUUCACAUUGACAACGGCUUCAUGAGGAAGAGAGAGAGCCAGAGCGUGGAGGAGGCCCUCACCAAAUUGGGCAUCAAACUCAAAGUGGUGAAUGCCUCACACACGUUCUACAAUGGAACAACAACGCUUCCCAUCUCGGAGGAAGACAGGACGCCCCGGAAACGCAUCAGUAAGACCUUGAAUAUGACCACCAACCCUGAGGAAAAAAGGAAAAUAAUUGGGGAUACCUUCGUCAAGGUGGCGAACGAAGUCAUAGGAGAAAUGAAUCUAAAACCAGAGGAGGUUCUUUUGGCUCAGGGUACUCUGAGACCCGAUCUCAUUGAGAGCGCCUCUCAUCUCGCCAGUGGGAAGGCAGAGGUCAUCAAAACGCAUCACAAUGAUACCGAGCUCAUCCGCAAACUCAGAGAUGAGGGAAAAGUAAUCGAACCGUUGAAAGAUUUCCAUAAAGACGAAGUGAGAGCGCUUGGGAGAGAGUUGGGCCUGCCAGAGGAGAUUGUCUCCCGACACCCUUUCCCUGGUCCUGGUCUUUCUAUCAGAGUAAUUUGUGCGGAGGAGCCGUACAUCUGCAAAGACUUUGCUGAAACAAACAACAUUCUCAAAAUCGUGACAGACUUUUCUGCAAGCGUCAAAAAGCCGCAUGCCUUGCUGCAGAGAGUAAAGUCGUGCAUAUCAGAUGAGGAGGAAGAGAAGCUCAUGCAGAUCACCAGCCUUCAUUCACUUAAUGCCUUCCUGCUGCCCAUCAAAACUGUUGGUGUCCAGGGAGAUUGCCGCUCUUACAGUUAUGUGUGUGGCGUCACAAGCAAAGAAUCACCUCAUUGGGAAUCUCUCAUGUUCCUGGCCAGACUCAUCCCUCGCAUGUGCCACAGCAUCAAUAGAGUUGUGUACGUAUUUGGCUCUCAUAUGAAGGAGCCACCAACAGACAUCACUCCAACCUUCUUGACCACAGGCGUUCUUGGCACGCUCAGACAGGCAGACUUUGUUGCUCAUUCUAUCCUCAGAGAGUCUGGCUACUCUGGAAAGAUCAGCCAGAUGCCAGUCAUCUUGACACCCCUGCACUUUGACCGUGACCCACUGCAAAAGCAGCCAUCCUGCAGACGCUCCGUCGUGGUCCGUACCUUCAUCACCAGCGACUUUAUGACUGGCAUUCCUGCAACACCCGGGAACCAUAUUCCAGAGGAGGUGGUGCUAAAAAUGGUCAACGAGAUCAGGAAGAUCCCAGGCAUCUCCAGAGUCAUGUACGACUUGACCUCCAAGCCACCUGGCACCACAGAGUGGGAAUAAAAACAAAAACAAACCUAAAAUGACACAUCACACUGACAGGAGAAACACACACGCACACGCACACGCACACACACACACACACACACACACACACAAACAACAGUUAUCAGAGAAGGCUGAUGAACUUCCCAACCUUUCCUCUCCUCCUCUGUACACCCCUUACACCCAGCCUUUUUUCGUCAACAUUCCCAUGGACAAUAAACCAGGCUGUGACGGGCGCACUUCCAGUGGUGCGUCUAUUCUAGUCAGUCCCUUGUCUUAACAGUUUUGGCAGUUGGGAUUGAUUCACAUAUAGUAAUUAUCUUAUUGUUACUUUUUGUUCACAUUGAAAACUACCCCCUGUUGAAAAAGCAAACUGUUACCAUCACUAUGGAGCGGCCAGAUGCUGUGUACAUUUAGACUGUGGACUUGUGCUGCACUGCAGAAUGAGCAAAGAAUUGAUGCAAGGUCAGCAGAAAGAGGGGUUGGGUUUUUUUGUGUGUGUGUCUUACUGUUGUGGGUCUCAAUGUUUCCACCUUCUUACCUGUAUACUGUGCUAUAAAGACAGCCUGUCCUACUGAAUGGACAAACAUGUCAAAAGUGUGACCAAUUAACAUUUUCUAAGCUCUGUUUUGCCAAAAGUACUGUAGAAGACUCCUCCUGGUGGUCAUCAUGGCCUACUGUUAUCCUGGGAUGAACUUGGUCUGAAGCUGUGCAGGAGGCCAAAAUGAUAGGUAACUUUGUAUGUGCCUGUUCUGUCUUUUGUUUUUGCUCUCUAUUGUUACCUGUUUUCAACCCUGAUGUUUCCAGAAAGCAGAAAUACAGAAUAACACUUUAUCCUUAUGCUGCAAUAUGUAUGCUUUUUAAAUACUAAUUACAGAAAUAGUACAUAAUCACUUGUAAAUUGUGGUUGUCUUUUUUUGUUUUGGGCGGCUCUUGUGAUGUACAAGAGCACAUCUUUGCACAUUUGUUGCUUAUUGACCCAUAACGCCUUCAAGCUUUUAUCAGUAUAACUUAAGGUGUGGCCAUAUGAAAUACUUCAAUACUGUGGACUGCAACUCAGUUUUUUAACUUAGUUUGUUUAACUUUGUUUUUCUGUUCUGGAUUGAUUUUUCCUUCAAUCACGACACAUGUCACAUGUGGUUUGUGUUUAACUGAAUUAAAAAAAAAAAAAAAUCACGCAUCAUCUGCAAGGAAGGUUGUUCUCCGUUCUUUUUAAAGUUACCCUGAAGCAGCAGCGGUUAUGACAAGUGUUUCACUCUUCUUUGUCUGCCUUUUUAAAAGUAUAUUUUUAUGACACGUAUGUCUCCAUGCAAAGAAACUGAUAUCAUGAUCUUUUUACUCUCUGGUUGGAUUAAAUUGCAGUAUCCACAUGAUUAAGUUAUGCAAUUUCUAUGUCUGGGUUAUUUUACUGUGUCAUCUUGCUCAUUCUCCUUUAGUAAUGUGCCUCAAACCAAGCCACCGCAUGCAGUUUCAACAAUGACGUUUAUACUAUGAAAACUGAGCUUUAAUAAAGAUCUCCAUGUUGAAACCUG
Dunckerocampus dactyliophorus (ringed pipefish) is the source of this 3717-nucleotide messenger RNA. RefSeq names its product guanine monophosphate synthase (gene gmps). Bases 131 to 2203 code for a protein of 690 amino acids. Gene Ontology annotation, molecular function: ATP binding; GMP synthase activity; GMP synthase (glutamine-hydrolyzing) activity. Gene Ontology annotation, biological process: GMP biosynthetic process. The transcript is spliced from 16 exons. Gene Ontology annotation, cellular component: cytosol. NCBI's taxonomy places the organism in Eukaryota, Metazoa, Chordata, Actinopteri, Syngnathiformes, Syngnathidae. The record is from RefSeq and is a predicted model, not a curated record.